GAGACCACGAAAUCGAAAGCAAAAGGCGGCAGCAGGGAGCGGGCAGUGAGAGCGGUUCCCGGCGGGCCGGGCAGGGCAGAGCUCCCCGAGGGACCGGCGCUCCGCUCCGUGCGCCGGCAGCACCGCAGGGAUGGAUUCGGAGGAGGACUCGUUCAUCCGGCUGCUCCCCCAGGAGGGSCCGCAGGAUGGCGGCUCGGAGAGCCCCGAGCAGCUCCGGCUGGAGAUCGAGCGGUGCAAGGAGCUUUAUAGUGCYCUGGAGCAAGACCGUGCCAAACUACAAAUGGUCAAGGAAGCUGUAGAUGCAAGGAUACAAGAGCUGAAGAAAGAAGAACUUAAUAAAAUGUUUGAACAACAAAUGUCKUUAACUGGAGAUAUAGAGAGAGCCCACCAGAUUUUUGCAGCAAAAGAUGAGAACAACAGACUGAGGCAGGAGAAGCAGUUCCUGAAAAAUAAAGUGGAUGAAUUGAAGAAGCGGGUCCUCUGGAAUGAUCCUGUGAUGAUGCUGUCUGCCUUGCCGGAAAAGAAAAUGAUCUUUAAGGGACACAUAGCAAACAAGGAGGACAUGAAUAAGCUGAUGCUCACCCCACUGAUCCACUACCCUCUGCCGGGGGGCUCUGCUCUCGUCACCUUUGAGGAGGCAGAGGUGGCCCAAAGGAUCAUCGAGAUGAGGGAGCACAUGGUGGAGCUGAACUGUGGGGAGGAGCUGGAGGAGCUCGACUGGUGCAGAGUGCGAGUGCAGGCAGUGCCAGUGGAGAUACUGCUGCCGUCUGCCCUGGAGAUCAGGCUGACACAGAACAGCAGGAGCAUCCUUGUGUCUGACUUGCCCAGCCUGGACAUGUCGAAGGAUGACCUGCUGGACAAGCUGGAGCUCUUCUUCAGCAAGACAAAGAAUGGGGGCAGCGAGGUGGAGAGCAGGGAGUUCCUGGAUAACUCCAGCCAGGUGGUGCUGACCUUCGCACAGGAUGGAGUGGCAGAGCGGCUGAUCGAAAAAGGACAUACCCAGGCAUUUAUUAAAGGAGGAGAAUACAAAGUCAAAAUAUCACCAUGCAUGAAUGGAGACAUCACUAAGCUGCAGCUCCAGCCCUCCCGCUGCCCCAGGACUGUCCUGCUCUUGGGCAUCCCCGAUGUGCUGAGUGCGGAGUCCAUGAGGGACACCCUGGAGAUCCAUUUCCAGAAGGCCAGCCGCGGCGGCGGGGAGGUGGAUGCCCUGGCCUACGUCCCGGCAGGGCACACGGGGGUGGCCGUGUUCGUGGAGGACACGGGUUAGUCCCGCUCAGCAGAGCCUGAGGAGCUCCGUGCGUCCGUUGGGCACAGCGUUAAUUAAAGCAUCUGUUGGGAGCAGCGUGUGUGUCGUGUUGGGAA
This is a messenger RNA of Malurus melanocephalus (red-backed fairy wren), 1362 nucleotides long. It is a transcript of the gene IFI35, whose product is annotated as interferon induced protein 35. Gene Ontology annotation, cellular component: nucleus. NCBI's taxonomy places the organism in Eukaryota, Metazoa, Chordata, Aves, Passeriformes, Maluridae. The coding region runs from base 131 to 1267 and encodes 378 amino acids. The record is from RefSeq and is a predicted model, not a curated record. The transcript is spliced from 9 exons.